AUGGCCAUCACAACUCGAAGUGGGAAAAUACUUCAAGGAGAGAAUGAACAAGUAAUCGAAGUGGAAGAUUCUGAACAAGAAGUCGAGGCACAAGUUGAGGUGCCAAUUGCUGUUGAAGUUGAAAGACUCCCGAAGAAGGUGAAAAUUCAAGAAGUGAACCAUGAAGAGGUUAAGGAAAAGGUAAUAGAGGCACCAAAAACUCUAGAACCAAUUCCUAGGACUCCUCCCCCUUUCCCUCAAAGACUUGCUAGGAAGGUUGAUAAUAGCAAACUCGAGAAGUUUUAUGACAUUCUCAAUUCCAUCAUUGCAACAACCGCCGUCCAAAAGAAUGAGGAACCGAGAGCCUUUACCAUUCCAUGCACUAUUGAAUUGCGCGAUUUCGCACGAGCCCUUUGUGAUAAUGGGGAUAGCAUCAAAUUAAUGCCCAUUGCUAUUUACAAGAAAGUGGUAUUAGGUAUGCCUAGGCCUACAAGCAUGAGGUUGCAAAUGGCCGAUCGUUUAAUAAAGCGACCGGUGGGAAUUGUUGAUGAUGUUUUUGUGAAAGUGGGGAAGUUUCUCCUCCAUGCCGACUUUGUUAUCCUCGAUUGUGUUGUUGAUAAAGAGAUCCCUAUCAUCUUGGGGAGGUCAUUCCUUGCUAUCGGGAUGGCACUCAUGGACUCGGAACUAAAUGAGAUCAAGUUCUGA
Molecule: messenger RNA, 684 nt
Organism: Nicotiana tabacum (common tobacco)
Lineage: Eukaryota; Viridiplantae; Streptophyta; Magnoliopsida; Solanales; Solanaceae
Source: RefSeq, a predicted model, not a curated record